ACACGAUUGUGUCCCUACGUGAUACGAAAAAGAAUAAAAAGAAUCCAUAAGACGAAAUCAUACUUUUACGUUGGCCUUGCUCCUUCUCAACCUUGAAAUUGAGAGUUGAAAUUUGUGUGUAUCGUUUGCGGUGAGACCGUAGCCAUUGCAUUGUGCAAGCUUCCGCAUCACAGACCUUCAUGAUAAAACAGCAUGGAUUCGACAAACCAAGGAUAUGUGGGAGUGUGUGCUAGACGACCUCCAGUGACGAGGAAUGAAAAGCAAUUAGAAGAACUGAGAGCUUCUCAAUUUGCUGGAUUUCCUGAAAACCCCCGCCAAUCUCGCAUUAGUCAGCGCCUAUCAGGGACAGGGGAAGAUAACCCCUCCAGCCCCUCCACCGUUACCAAGUCCUUGGAAACGGUAACCGACACUAGGGACGGGCCGAGGAAGCUGGAAACUCAAACUAAUUCUCAGUUGGAAGUGACUUGGGUUACUCCUGUCUUCGUUUUACACCUACGACUCUGGCAAAAAAGCAAAAAUCCUUCAAGAUUUGAAAUAGUGUCCGUUCAAAUCAUUCAAAACGCGCCUAAAAACGAUCAUCCGGCGGACCAAGCUGAAGUUGAUGGGACUGGGGACAAUAGGACUCGCGCUUGUUCCAGCAGCAACUCUCAAAACUUAGGAUCUUCAUCUUCAGCCGCCAACAAGAGACAGGGGAACUUUAAACGACAGCGCAACAAGAAGAACCGUGGGGACCCUCCGGAGCGACGAGGCGGGAGGCGUUCGUCCGCUUCGAGACAUAUAGACGAGUCUCAGCAGUAUUUCGCAUGUCCAUUUUAUUAUUCCGACAAAGUAGAGCACUGGCAUUGUCAUCGUUUCGCAUUUAAACGUAUCGGUGACGUUCGACAACAUAUCAAAAGGACUCAUAUUGUGCCGAUUCAUUGCCCAGUAUGCGGAGAAAAUUUUGACAAUAACGAUCUCAAGGAUGUCCACGUCGAUGCCCGUGUUUGUCAACAACAUGAAUUCCCCCAUUCAUGGGCCACAAUUGAGCAACUAGAUAGCAUGGAUCGCGCAGCCAAUGAAUUGAACCCUUCUAGCGACAGGGAGCGAUGGUUCACCAUAUGGGAUAUCAUGUUUCCAGACACGCAACAGCCUGCAUCCCCAUAUAUUUGUGACACUUACUGGGGAUUUCAAGCUUCUGUCACUCAAGAUGCCGUCAAUGAGUAUCGACGUCAAGAGAGAUACCAGCAAGUCACAGGACAACAAACAUACUUGGGAGACAAUGUCCUUAACGACUUUCUCUCUUUCCUCAACGAAAACUCUCUUGGAUUAACACCGACCGCACCACAUCCUCCCCAUCCUUCCAAUCAUCCAACUACACUUUCCUUGGGCCCACUAGAGCCAUUCCCCCUGUUGACCAUGCCUUCAAUUCUUUCUCAGACUUCUCAAAUAGACAUACCCAACUUUUCCCAAAACCAACCAUUGGAUUUCACACCAUCUUUUCUAACGAACUCAUAUCAAACACCAUACAUUACAUUUAACGACGGCUUGGACGAGAACGACAAUGAGUUCGAAAACAUCAUUAACUCUAUGCUGCAGCCGGGCGGGCAUGACAAUUCGCAACUAUAGUAUCAGAUUCGUGGGACUAAGUAAACAUGGAUGAAAAUAGGGGGUGCAUUAGCAGUUAAGUAUCACCUACGAGUGUGACAGCACGGUAGCGCCGUGCUUAUGGGUCAUUUCUAGGGCCCUUGCGCAAUCCCUAAGUAGGGGCCGCUUUUAACUGCUCUUUUGUAUUAGGACGGUUCCUGGCAUUUCACAAAUACACAGCUCAACUCUGGUAGAACCGAGUCCAUGUUAUUUCGAAUGAGAUAGUCAAUCGUGGAGGUUAGGAACGGGCGAUGGUGUCUUAAUCCACAUACAAAACCUAACUUCACGCCUAUAAAAUUGUGACAUUCGAUGUAUUAGGCGCGACUUUAUUAAUAGUCACAUGUGCUAAAAUUCCUAAAGCAUCCUGCGAUCGCGCGCUUCGCUCUUUCAUUUACAUAGGCACGUAUCUUAAUUGUUGAAUGCCUUUUUGGUCAUCUUUAUAGUAGGAAUUUAAUAGAUCAAGACAUAAUAGAUCGCAAUUAUGCGUCUACCUACUUAGGUACCUACUCAUACCUCCAGCAAGUUCAAAGGCUUUAGAAUAGCUAUCAGGUCUCAUUAGUGGCUCAGGAGAGAAGUGUAUUCAGAAAAGCAUAAGACAGAAGUCAUCUAUCCUGUUGCACUUAACAAAGAUGACAGGCGGAAUGGGAAAUAGCUAGGCUUAAAAUAACUGACCGCUGA
Molecule: messenger RNA, 2301 nt
Organism: Annulohypoxylon truncatum
Lineage: Eukaryota; Fungi; Ascomycota; Sordariomycetes; Xylariales; Hypoxylaceae
Exons: 2
Coding region: 193-1605 (470 amino acids)
Source: RefSeq, a predicted model, not a curated record